GAUUUAUGUGUUGCUCCAGAUACAAUACAAAAUCGAAUUAUUCCAUUCUUUACACAUGGAUGUCAUCAUAAUAUAAGUCCAAUAUAUGUGACACAAAAAUAUCACCAUGUCCCAAUAAUUAUUCAUAAAAAUCUUACCCACUUAGUUAUAUUUAAUGGGGGCAGUAGUUAUCAAGAUGUAUCCAAGAUAGCUGGUCAUUAUACUGAUGAUGUUAAAAAUGCAUUAAUGGUUAUUAAUAAUUAUCUGUGUAAAGGUGAAUUUAUAGUAUUUGACCUUAAUAAAGCAGAGGACGAUCCACUUGCAAUCCGGUUGAGGUUUGAUAUCCCAUUAGAUUUGCAGAAAGAAAUAGAGUUACGUCAGAAGCAUAAGACAAAAAAUGCAUUACCUACGGAGCCCACGAAUUCUAAACCUGAAAAAUCAGCCAU
Molecule: messenger RNA, 425 nt
Organism: Cetraspora pellucida
Lineage: Eukaryota; Fungi; Glomeromycota; Glomeromycetes; Diversisporales; Gigasporaceae
Source: the annotation of a GenBank genome assembly